AUGUUAUUAGGUCUUUUGAUGGGCGUAUACCAUCAGGGAGGAGUUGUCCCGACUCAAGUUUUCCUGAGUAAACAAUUAGAUGCCACUCAUGCUAUCUGGUGGAAAACAUAUAGUCCACCAAUCUGGCUACUGAACGGCAAAAAUGAAGUGCUUGACACUCAUGAUCUCAUGGGUAUCAAAGGAGAGCUCAUGAUAGAAGAGGUUACCAAACUAGCAACUUGUCUUCCAAAAUUCGGGGAAGAACUUUUAGAAGCUACCUAUCUAAUUGCACCCACAUCUGCCACUUUCCUGGACAAAUACACGGCAAAUCAGACAGAUUUGUAUUUUGAGGGAGUGUGGAAAUAUGAAAAACAUUUCAAUCUAGAUGAUAUGGAUUUUGGGGAUGAUGGAUUCUGGAAUACGAUUACAAGGGUGAUUGGGAGAAGAGGAAUUGCAGCAUGGAGAGUUACGAUGGAUUGUUCUGAAGAAAAGAAGGAUAUGAACAAAGUGGAAGAUAUCUCGAGGGAGGGAGAGAGUAGUCAGGAGUGGAAAGUCUAA
Molecule: messenger RNA, 537 nt
Organism: Sclerotinia sclerotiorum 1980 UF-70
Lineage: Eukaryota; Fungi; Ascomycota; Leotiomycetes; Helotiales; Sclerotiniaceae
Exons: 1
Coding region: 1-537 (178 amino acids)
Source: RefSeq, a predicted model, not a curated record